CGUUGGAGGCUGACAGGCAGCAGGCGGAUAGUUGCAGCAGUGAACAGCAUGGCUUACAUGGCUAGGAUCGGUCCGUCCAUUCUGAGCAGUAACCUGGCCUGUCUGGGCAGCGAAUGUGUUCGGAUGAUGGAGUGCGGGGCGGACUACCUGCACCUCGACGUCAUGGACGGACAUUUUGUCCCUAACAUCACAUUCGGACAUCCCAUGGUGGAGUGUUUGAGGAAGUCAGUGGGCCAGGACCCUUUCUUUGACAUGCAUAUGAUGGUGUCUCGGCCGGAGCAGUGGGUGAAGCCCAUGGCAGCUGCAGGAGCAAACCAGUACACAUUUCACCUGGAGGCAACCACCAACCCUGGAAACCUCAUCAAGGAGAUAAGAGAGAGUGGCAUGAAGGUGGGUUUGGCCAUAAAGCCGGGGACUUCUGUUGAAGAACUCGCACCCUGGGCUAACCAGAUCGACAUGGCACUGGUCAUGACUGUAGAACCUGGCUUUGGAGGACAGAAGUUCUUGGAGGACAUGAUGCCAAAGGUCAGCUGGCUGAGGAGUCAGUUUCCUUCUUUAGACAUUGAAGUAGACGGAGGAGUCGGCCCUGACACCAUCCACAGAUGUGCAGACGCUGGAGCAAACAUGAUCGUCUCAGGCAGCGCUGUGAUCGGCAGCGACGACCCUCGUUCUGUCAUCGCUCUCCUGCGCACUGCUGUAGCUGAAGCAAUCCAGAAACGUUCACUGGACCGCUGAGACGAUCUUCACCUGUCCAUUCCCAGAACACAACACAGCAGCUAGUGGAGUAGACCCGGACAUUCUAUAUCUGGAGCAGACAUAAGGGGUCUCGAUCUAAAUGGGGGGCUUCUGUGUGGUGCGUAAGCUGACAGAAAUCAGAUCACUUUGAUGUGAGUGAAGCUGCACCGUGCCUCUUCAAAACUUUAUGAACUUUGUCCUGUUCUGCCUCAAUCUCUGAACAAUUAAGUCUUGUCAUAGCCGGGGGGAAUAACUCUCAAGACAGGAGUCGAGGUUACACUUAUUUCACAUGUAAAAACAUUCCUGAAUUUUAUUUGAUUACACUGUAAGUUAAAAGUAUGAAGUAAUUAUGAAAUAAACUGUCCAAGCAGCACUGUGUUCAGCUCAAUCCUCAGUUUAGCUAAUUAUUUUUGACCUUUAUCAUAAAUAGUUUUUCAUAUCAAGAACUUUUAAACUGUUUUGUUGGAACUUAAUGCACUACUGAGCAAAAUUAAUGUUCAAUCAUCAUGAGAUUUGUUUUUUGCAGAUUAAAGCGAUUCAAGUAAAGUCAAGUCUGGAACUCA
This is a messenger RNA of Cheilinus undulatus (humphead wrasse), 1298 nucleotides long. It is a transcript of the gene rpe, whose product is annotated as ribulose-5-phosphate-3-epimerase. Gene Ontology annotation, biological process: pentose-phosphate shunt; carbohydrate metabolic process; pentose-phosphate shunt, non-oxidative branch. Gene Ontology annotation, cellular component: cytosol. Gene Ontology annotation, molecular function: D-ribulose-phosphate 3-epimerase activity; metal ion binding. Bases 49 to 735 code for a protein of 228 amino acids. The record is from RefSeq and is a predicted model, not a curated record. The transcript has 6 exons. Lineage: Eukaryota; Metazoa; Chordata; Actinopteri; Labriformes; Labridae.